AUGUCGGGCCAUCCUCAAGACCACUACGACGAUGGCUAUGGCCAUGAACAUCAAGCCACAGAUUCAUAUUAUCAGGACGAGCACAAUCAAGGCUAUUACGACCAGCAGGAAUAUCCGCAGCAUGGCGAGCCGCCGCAAGACUAUGGACACCAGCAGCAAGGAAAUGGGAAUGGGAAUGGCGGCUACUAUGACGAGUCGGGAUACUACAAUGCCGAUGCCACCAACCAAUUCCAACAGGACGGCGGCUACUACGAAGGUCAUCAGCAAGGCUACCAAGACGAGUACUACAACGAUCAAUACUACGACCAAGGAACGCCAGCUGCAGGGCAGCAACCCCAGUAUGGUCAGGGCGGCUAUGGAGCCAAACCAAAGCGCCGUGGUCACGAUUCAGAAGAAGACUCGGAGACCUUCAGCGACUUCACAAUGAGGUCCGACAUGGCUCGGGCUGCUGAAAUGGACUACUAUGGCCGUGGCGAUGAGCGUUACAACAGCUACAAUGAGGGUCAAGGCGGAGGGCGUACGUAUCGACCUGCCUCAUCACAGAUCUCGUAUGGAGGCAACCGCUCGUCUGGAGCGUCAACUCCUAUUUAUGGAAUGGACUACGGCAAUGCGCUGCCUGCCGGUCAAAGAUCUCGCGAGCCAUAUCCUGCUUGGACUUCGGACGCUCAAAUCCCUGUCUCAAAGGAGGAAGUUGAAGACAUAUUCAUGGACUUGACUGCCAAAUUCGGUUUCCAGCGUGACAGCAUGAGGAACAUGUAUGAUCAUUUCAUGACUCUACUUGAUUCUCGUGCGUCUCGUAUGACGCCAAACCAAGCUUUGCUGUCUCUCCACGCCGACUACAUUGGUGGCGACAAUGCCAAUUACCGGCGUUGGUACUUUGCGGCACAUCUAGAUCUGGACGAUGCAGUUGGAUUCGCAAACAUGAAACUUGGCAAGGCUAACCGACGGACUCGCAAAGCACGGAAGGCAGCGAAGAAAGCAGCCUCGAAGGAACCUGAGAAUGAGGACCAGACGCUCGAGAGCCUCGAGGGCGAUAACAGUCUGGAGGCUGCAGAGUACCGAUGGAAGACACGCAUGAACCGUAUGUCACAGCACGAUCGUGUCCGGCAAGUGGCUUUAUAUCUGCUUUGCUGGGGUGAAGCCAAUCAGGUCCGCUUUAUGCCCGAAUGUCUGUGCUUUAUCUACAAGUGUGCCCUCGACUAUCUUGCGACUCCCGAAUGUCAAAAUCGAGUGGAACCAAUUGAGGAGUUCACCUACCUCAAUACUGUUAUUACCCCAUUGUACCAGUACUGCCGAGAUCAAGGGUACGAGAUUCUGGAUGGCAAGUAUGUCCGACGGGAGAAAGAUCACAGCAGCGUCAUCGGUUACGAUGACAUCAACCAACUUUUCUGGUAUCCUGAAGGCAUUGAAAGGAUCGUUAUGGAAGACAAGACCAGACUCGUGGAUUUCCCAGCCGGGGAGCGCUAUCUCAAGCUCAGCCAGGUGACGUGGAAGAAGGUGUUCUUCAAGACUUACAAGGAAACAAGAUCUUGGUUCCACUUACUCGUCAAUUUCAAUCGCAUCUGGGUCAUCCAUCUGACCGCUUUCUGGUUCUACACUUCCCACAACUCGCCAACAUUUUAUACCAAGCACUACCAACAGCAACUAAACAAUCCACCGAAGCCUGCAGCUAAUUGGUCCGCUGUUGCACUCGGAGGUACACUUGCUUCUUUGAUCAUGAUCCUUGCUACCGUCGCUGAAUGGAUGUACGUUCCGCGUCGAUGGGCUGGCGCGCAGCAUCUGACAAAGCGUCUGUUUUUCCUGAUCGGCAUCUUCGUCAUUAACAUCGCGCCCAGUGUUUACAUCUUCGGCGUCAGCGACUCAACUAAGAUCGCCCAUAUCCUCGGUGUUAUUCAGUUCUUCGUCGCCCUUGCAACGUUCGUCUUCUUCGCCUUCAUGCCACUUGGUGGCCUGUUUGGUAGCUACAUGAAGAAAAACUCCCGGCAAUACGUGGCGAGUCAGACCUUCACGGCAAGCUUUCCUCACCUAAAGGGCAAUGACAUGUGGAUGUCUUAUGGUCUCUGGGUUCUGGUGUUCACAGCCAAACUCUCUGAGUCCUACUUCUUCCUGACAUUGUCGUUCCGUGACCCUAUUCGCAUUCUGUCCGAGAUGAAGAUCAGCAGAUGCGUGGGUGAUAAAAUCAUUGGCGACGUUCUGUGCAAACAGCAACCAAGGAUCACGCUCGGUCUUAUGUUUGUCACUGACAUCUGUCUGUUCUUCCUCGACACAUAUCUUUGGUACAUCAUCUUCAAUUGUGUAUUCUCCGUGGCUCGGUCUUUUUACCUAGGUGUUUCCAUCUGGACUCCUUGGAGAAACAUCUUUUCUCGCCUGCCAAAACGAGUCUACUCUAAGAUCCUUGCAACGACCGACAUGGAAAUCAAAUACAAGCCUAAGGUGCUGAUAUCUCAGAUCUGGAACGCCAUAGUGAUCUCCAUGUAUCGAGAGCACCUCCUGGCCAUCGAUCAUGUCCAAAAGCUGCUUUACCACCAGGUGCCUUCGGAACAGGAAGGCAAGAGGACCUUACGUGCACCGACAUUCUUUGUGUCUCAAGAGGACCAUUCAUUCAAGACGGAAUUCUUUCCAACACAGAGCGAGGCCGAACGCCGCAUCUCAUUCUUUGCCCAAUCGCUGUCCACGCCCAUCCCGGAGCCGUUGCCCGUUGAUAACAUGCCAACUUUCACCGUGCUGAUUCCCCACUACGGUGAGAAGAUCCUUCUUUCUCUGCGGGAAAUUAUCCGCGAAGACGAGCCCUACUCAAGAGUGACUCUACUCGAAUACCUCAAGCAGUUGCAUCCCCACGAAUGGGACUGUUUCGUCAAGGACACCAAGAUUCUAGCUGAUGAGACAUCUCAAUUCAACGGAGACUAUGAGAAAUCCGAGAAGGAUACUGCUAAGAGCAAGAUUGACGAUCUUCCCUUCUACUGCAUCGGUUUCAAAUCGGCUGCUCCGGAGUAUACCCUGCGGACCCGGAUCUGGGCUUCAUUGCGCUCUCAAACGCUUUACCGUACAAUCUCUGGAUUCAUGAACUACAGCCGUGCAAUCAAACUACUUUACCGUGUCGAAAAUCCCGAGGUCGUGCAAAUGUUUGGAGGCAAUUCGGAAAAACUAGAGCGCGAAUUGGAGCGCAUGGCUCGCCGAAAGUUCAAGAUCGUUGUUUCUAUGCAGCGAUAUGCCAAGUUCAACAAGGAAGAGCGCGAGAACACGGAGUUCCUCCUCAGAGCCUACCCUGACCUGCAAAUUGCGUAUCUUGACGAGGAACCUCCUGUCAAUGAAGGUGAAGAGCCGCGUCUCUACUCGGCUUUGAUUGACGGCCACUCUGAGCUCAUGGACAAUGGCAUGCGUCGUCCCAAGUUUCGGAUACAGCUGUCUGGCAACCCAAUCCUGGGAGACGGCAAAUCGGACAACCAAAAUCAUGCACUAAUAUUUUAUCGCGGAGAAUACAUUCAGUUGAUCGACGCUAAUCAAGACAACUAUCUCGAAGAAUGUUUGAAGAUCCGUAGUGUGCUUGCUGAGUUCGAAGAGAUGACCACUGACAACGUCUCCCCAUACUCCCCCGGUGUGCCAGCUAGCGAUGUCGCCCCUGUUGCUAUCCUUGGUGCUCGUGAAUACAUCUUUUCCGAGAACAUUGGUAUCUUAGGAGAUGUCGCUGCCGGAAAGGAACAGACUUUCGGUACUCUUUUCUCGCGAACUCUGGCCCAGAUUGGUGGAAAAUUGCAUUACGGUCACCCCGAUUUCCUCAAUGGUAUCUUUAUGAGUACUCGGGGUGGUGUCUCCAAGGCGCAAAAAGGCCUGCACCUAAACGAAGAUAUUUACGCUGGUAUGAAUGCUCUGCUUCGGGGUGGGCGCAUAAAGCACUGUGAAUAUUACCAAUGUGGAAAGGGUCGUGAUCUUGGGUUUGGAUCCAUCUUGAACUUCACAACAAAGAUCGGUACUGGUAUGGGCGAGCAAAUGCUCUCCAGGGAGUACUAUUACCUUGGCACUCAGCUUCCGCUGGACCGAUUCCUCUCGUUCUACUACGCCCAUCCUGGUUUCCACAUCAACAAUCUGUUCAUCAUCUCAUCGCUUCAGAUGUUCAUGAUCUGUUUGAUUAACAUCGGAGCUCUCCGCCACGAAACCAUCAUUUGCAGGUACGACAGGAAUAAGCCUAUCACUGAUCCUUUGAAGCCCACCGGAUGCGCCAACCUUGUUCCCAUCCUCGACUGGGUGUACCGCUGCGUUGUCUCCAUUUUCAUCGUGUUUUUCAUCUCGUUCAUACCUCUCAUUGUACAGGAGCUUACAGAACGAGGAUUUUGGCGUGCAGCUACUCGGUUGUCCAAACACUUCUCAUCCUUCUCGCCUCUGUUCGAAGUGUUUGUUUGCCAGAUCUACGCCAGCUCCCUCAGUCAGGACCUUUCUUACGGCGGUGCGCGCUACAUAGGAACCGGCCGUGGAUUUGCAACCGCUCGCAUUCCCUUCGGCGUCCUAUACUCGAGAUUCGCUGGUCCCUCAAUCUACUUAGGUUCGCGACUCUUAAUGAUGUUGCUAUUCGCCACCUUGACCAUCUGGGGAAUUGAGCUGAUAUACUUCUGGGUGUCCUUACUCGCCUUCUGCGUCUGUCCCUUCCUCUUCAACCCUCACCAGUUUUCGUGGAACGACUUCUUCAUUGACUACCGUGACUUCCUAAGAUGGCUGUCUCGCGGCAAUUCCAGAUCUCAUGCAUCCUCGUGGAUUGCCUUUUGCCGCCUAUCGCGAACUCGUCUCACUGGUUACAAGCGAAAAGCACUCGGAGAACCAUCAUCGAAGCUCUCUGGCGACGCACCACGUGCUCAUUUCACCAACAUUUUCUUCAGUGAAAUCAUCAGUCCAUUGCUACUUGUGGGCUCAACGCUGAUUCCUUACCUUUUCAUUAACGCACAAACUGGCGUUAAAGACACUACGGCCACCAAUUCCCUGAUUCGGGUCGCCGCUGUUGCGUUUGCGCCAAUCGCAAUAAACGCUGGAGUCUUGGCAGGUCUUUUUGGAAUGGCUUGCUGCAUGGGACCCCUCCUCAGCAUGUGCUGCAAAAAGUUUGGAUCAGUCCUCGCUGCCAUUGCUCAUGGUAUAGCUGUCAUCGUGCUUCUCGCUUUCUUUGAAGUCAUGUUCUUCCUCGAGGGAUUUGUAUUCGCGAAGGCGCUGCUUGGCAUGAUUGCAGUCGUUGCGCUCCAGAGAUUCAUCCUGAAGCUAAUAAUUGCCCUUGCUCUUACUCGUGAGUUCAAGUCCGAUUCUUCGAACAUUGCUUGGUGGACUGGGAAAUGGUACAAUAUGGGAUGGCACUCGCUCUCUCAGCCUGGGAGAGAAUUUCUCUGCAAGAUCACCGAACUCGGCCUCUUUGCAGCAGACUUUAUCCUUGGGCACCUACUCCUCUUCAUAAUGCUUCCGGUCAUUGCAUUGCCGUACAUCGACAAAAUCCACUCCGUCAUGCUUUUCUGGCUUCGACCAAGUCGUCAAAUCCGACCUCCAAUCUACUCACUAAAGCAAUCGAAGCUACGCAAGCGUAGAGUCAUCCGCUUCGCCAUGCUCUACUUCUUCAUGUUCAUCAUAUUCAUGGCUUUGAUCGUCGGACCAAUUGUCGCUGGGAAGUACCUCGGCAACCUGAGUAUUCCCCUGCAACUCAUGCAACCCACUGGCCUCAACAACAAUGACACCAGUAACCGAGUGACGGGCUCUGCCCUCAACGGGCUGGGUGCCGCGGCGAGUGCGAGUGCAAGUGCAGCGGCAACAUCUUCGUCAUCCUCGUAA
Letharia lupina is the source of this 5796-nucleotide messenger RNA. RefSeq lists its product as uncharacterized. The record is from RefSeq and is a predicted model, not a curated record. Gene Ontology annotation, cellular component: 1,3-beta-D-glucan synthase complex; plasma membrane. Gene Ontology annotation, biological process: fungal-type cell wall polysaccharide biosynthetic process; (1->3)-beta-D-glucan biosynthetic process. The transcript has 4 exons. NCBI's taxonomy places the organism in Eukaryota, Fungi, Ascomycota, Lecanoromycetes, Lecanorales, Parmeliaceae. Bases 1 to 5796 code for a protein of 1931 amino acids. Gene Ontology annotation, molecular function: 1,3-beta-D-glucan synthase activity.